CCUCUCUGUCUCCUCCUCCGGGAAGCUCUCUCUAUAUCUCUCCACAAAUUCUUGAAGAAUCCGAUUCCAUAACAAUGGCGACUUCGUUAGCUCGAAUCUCUAAAAGAAGCGUCACAUCGGCUGUGUCUUCGAAUCUGAUUCGGCGUUACUUCGCCGCGGAAGCAGUUGCGGUGGCGACGACGGAAACACCUAAACCGAAAUCGCAAGUCUCGCCGUCGCCGGAUCGGGUGAAAUGGGACUACAGAGGACAAAGACAGAUCAUUCCUCUGGGACAGUGGCUACCGAAGGUCGCUGUAGAUGCUUACGUGGCACCUAACGUUGUGUUGGCUGGUCAGGUCACCGUCUGGGACGGCUCCUCUGUAUGGAACGGUGCCGUUUUGAGAGGAGAUCUCAAUAAGAUCACCGUUGGAUUCUGCUCUAAUGUUCAGGAACGGUGUGUUGUUCAUGCUGCGUGGUCGUCGCCAACAGGAUUACCAGCACAGACAUUGAUAGAUAGGUACGUGACAGUUGGUGCAUACAGUCUUUUAAGAUCAUGCACUAUCGAACCCGAAUGCAUCAUCGGGCAACACUCAAUCCUAAUGGAAGGUUCGCUGGUUGAGACCCGCUCAAUCCUAGAAGCUGGUUCUGUUUUGCCACCUGGCAGAAGAAUCCCAUCUGGUGAACUCUGGGGAGGCAAUCCAGCAAGGUUUAUUCGAACACUCACCAAUGAAGAAACCUUAGAGAUCCCGAAACUCGCUGUUGCCAUUAACCACCUAAGUGGAGAUUACUUCUCAGAGUUCUUACCUUACUCAACUAUCUAUCUAGAGGUUGAGAAGUUCAAGAAAUCCCUUGGAAUCGCCGUCUAGAAAGCUUCUUCCAGGGUUCUGGCUACUUCCCUCAUUAAGAAAGCUUCUUCGUUUUUGGAAUUUGAUCUGAAUAAAGUAGCUGCGGAACAACAAAAAGAGCAGAGCUGUGUUUCAAAUGUUGUCUUCUCUGUUUGUUUUGUUUAAAUUCAUAUCCUUGUGUUCAAACUUUCUAUGAAGAUGAUAAUGGUGAAAACUGAAAAGUGAAAAACUUCUUUGUGUCCUCUAACAAUUGGAAAAGUUAAUAAUUUAGUGUUAUAAUG
Messenger RNA from Arabidopsis arenosa, 1105 nucleotides. Lineage: Eukaryota; Viridiplantae; Streptophyta; Magnoliopsida; Brassicales; Brassicaceae. The record is from the annotation of a GenBank genome assembly.